AUGAAAUUGCCCAAGAGCUUUACCCGGCGAAAAUCGUCCGGCAACGUUUUGGACGACGUGGAGACACCUCACCAAUCCUCCUUUCGAGUCUUUGAGCGCCCAGGGGCUCACCGAUCGAUGACGGAUGGUGCUGCACUGACCAAGCCGCUGAGUGAGGGCAAUGCCGUACCGAUGGAGGAUCCCGAUAACAUCUUUGCGCAGCGGGAGCGACCCCUGGAUAAGAAUCGGUAUGACCGCCCCUCAACCAGGGAUUCCCUCAGGAGGCGGCUGACCGGGAACCGCGAUAGUGGCAACUACGAAAGCUCUACGUCAACCAGGCAAAGCUCGUCGUCCACUCUCCCAUCAUCCACCGAGGUGCCUCCGUCCGACCACCCCCAAUCUCCACAUUCCAGAAUCCACGAUGUGCCCGCUCCACCUCUCACGAAUGCACUGCGCGCCGCAGGGCGAACCUUUUCGUUCGGAGGUCGCUUCAGCAAGUCUAGUCCGAUUGUCCCUCGGCAACAGACCCCAGACGCGUCGAAGCACCGCCCGGUGACAGGUAGCACUGAUAGUACCGCCACGCCGCCCAAGCUGCCGGAUACCAAUUUCACCCUUGAUUCACACGAUGACUUUAACAAGAUGUUCGAGAAUAUGAGCACAAGGGAGGCUUCGGCAGCCCAGGGCUCAUCCUACCCGCCCGCAAAGGUAAGACAUGCAAUCGCUAUUCCGAGCACGGACGUGACACUGAUGCAAUCGCAGUACCCCUCGUCUCCACCAUUGCAUGCUCUCCCCGAGUUUCAGAACGGCAGGGCUGCCGCACCUGCUGCUAUCAAAACAGACCGAUCGGCCGUUGUCGAGUCUCCCCCUUAUUCUUGGGAUCGUCGCCCGUCCGAGGAGGGCUUGCUACGUGAUCCCGAUUCUGCCCCGCUGAGCCAAAGCCACUCCACCCUCGAGGCAGUUGUUGGUUUCCGCAGGCUUUCGCCGUCUCCCAAUAAUAUUGGGGAAGCCACUACAGCCCACCGUUCCCUGGAGCGCCCCCAGAAAAUGGAGAGAGGAGGACUGCGGAGGAGUGUGAUGUACUCAACUCCGCGUGAAUCUGCACCCUUUGAUGACGAAGAUGCCAAACUGGUCCGACAAUCCCUCAUUUGGACGAAAGAUAGCAUGUCACCAGGCUCAGAGGAUAGCCCCUCUGGUGGAACUCCGUUGCUUGAUAAAGGCAAAGCGCCGAAUCACUCGGGUUACAUCAACCCGGAGUCUGAUAAUAUGUUUCAAUAUCGUCCUUCGCCUCCUCCGCCCGAGAGAUUGGACCCUUCCAUUGCAGCUCAUGCACGUUUGGCUGUGCAGUAUGCAGAUAGCACACCCAAGUCGACUUCUCCGGGUAACAAAGUGAUGACUCCAUCUCAGUUCGAGCACUAUCGCCAGCAACAAGAACUCCGACGUUCUAACAGUAGUGCGACCAAGAGCGAGCAGGAGUCUGAUCAUGAAGAAUUCGAGGACGAAGAAGAUGAAGUGGAGAAGCAACGUGAGACGGAACGCCAGCGACGGAAGCAGGAGGCGCACCUCUCGGUGUAUCGUCAGCAGAUGAUGAAGAUCACAGGCCAGCAAGCCCCUCUCCAAUCGCUGCGUCCGGUGAUGAGUGGAGGUAGCACUAGCACACCUAAUUUACUCCCCAGUCGGCUGUCUGUCCUGGGCGAUAAGUCUAAUAGCGGCAAGAGCAGCGAGGAAGAGGAUGACGAUGUGCCGCUCGGUAUUCUGGCCGCGCAUGGCUUCCCCAGUCAGAAUCGUCCACCCACCCGCCUCACUAACAUUAGCUCGAAUCCCAACCUUCGCGCAUCCAUGCAACCACCGUAUAUAUCCUCUGCCAGCUCCGUUUCGGGUGUCGAUGCCAAUGGCAGCCGGGUCAGCUUGCCUCCGUUUGCCAGGAACUUGCCGCGAGACCCAUAUUUCGGUGCGGGUAUUGUCAAUAAUCCAAACCGUGAAUCACUGGCUCUCGGAGGUGGGUCGGUAUAUGGAGGAUCCUCGUCUCCCGCGCCUCCCCCUGGAGGCCUUGUUGGCGUGAUCGCGAAUGAGGAGCGGGCGCGGGCGAUGCGCAGAGGCAGCCCGAACACACAGGCGAUGCACGACAUGGGAACUCUCCCCCGCCCGUACUCGAUGAUGUCGCCGCAGCAACAAAGCGUGACGCCCGGGGAACAAGCUUCAAUUCAGCUCUCUCAGCAAAUGAAUAGCAUGAUGCAGAUGCAGAUGCAAUGGAUGCAGCAAAUGAUGCAAGUUCAAGGCAUGCCCGGUCAACCUAUGAUGCAAGGCAUGCCAAUGCCUCCCAUGAUGAUGCCAGGGGGACUGAUGGGCAUGCCCCCCAUGGGCCCUCCUUCAAUGACCGGACCUCCGUCCAUGUCCAGCAACCCGAAUAUGCGACCGAUGUCCAUGCCUGCUGCAUCUAUCCUCAAUAUGCCCCCCUCAGUGCCACCCCACAUCGACCAGCGUACGCUUAGCAUGCUGGACCCCAACGUCUCGGCCCGUCGGACUGGCUCGCCGAUGCCGAAUCUGUCCGGGAACACAUUCCGCCCACACACCGGAUAUGCCUCCUCGAUUGCUCCGUCAGAGCGUAGCAAUGCGGGCUUGGCACCGAGAUACCGACCCGUGUCAGUCAUGCAACCGGAAUCUAAUUACGCAACCGCAUCCCCGACGAACAAACCUUUCGGCGACGAAAACCUUCACCCAUCCAUGGCGAUCUCUCAAUCCAACAUUCCCAAAUCGCAUCUUGCCACAGUGACCGUCCGCCCCAUGUCACGGAGCAGCCGUCCAGGCACUGGUAUCGGAGGUCGAAAGGCCGGGUCUGAUGACGAAGAGGAUGACGAGGAGGCCUGGGCUGACAUGGUGAAGAAGCGCGACAAGAAGAAGAGCAGCUGGAAGCUGAAGCGCGGAACAUCCUCAUUCGGGGAUCUGCUGAGUGCCGUGCACUAA
Molecule: messenger RNA, 2940 nt
Organism: Penicillium paradoxum
Lineage: Eukaryota; Fungi; Ascomycota; Eurotiomycetes; Eurotiales; Aspergillaceae
Exons: 1
Coding region: 1-2940 (979 amino acids)
Source: RefSeq, a predicted model, not a curated record